Molecule: messenger RNA, 1029 nt
Organism: Thecamonas trahens ATCC 50062
Lineage: Eukaryota; Apusomonadida; Apusomonadidae
Product: trans-2-enoyl-CoA reductase
Exons: 2
Coding region: 1-1029 (342 amino acids)
Biological process (GO): fatty acid metabolic process
Cellular component (GO): mitochondrion
Molecular function (GO): trans-2-enoyl-CoA reductase (NADPH) activity
Source: RefSeq, a predicted model, not a curated record
AUGGCGGACAACCCGAACAGCAUGCCCAAGUUCUUCCAGUUCCGCCCGCCGCAUGUCCUGGCGGCACCAGUGAACCCGGCAGAUAUCAACACAAUUCAAGGUGUCUAUCCUCGGAAGCCUGCCCAGUUGCCGGCAGUGGGCGGCAAUGAAGGCGUGGCAGUGGUUCGCCAAGUCGGCGCAAAGGCGACCAACCGCUUUGUGCCCGGUCAGUGGGUCAUUCCGGCUGCACCCAUGCUCGGCUGGUGGCGGACGGAAAUGACGGUCCCUGCCGAUGCACUCAUUGCUCUGGAUCCGUUGGUGCCCGAUGGUUGUCCAGCAGCAGAAGCCCUUGAUCUGGCACAGGCAGCGACGCUGACGGUCAACCCGACGUCGGCCAUGCGCAUGCUCGCAGACUAUGUGGAUCUCGACCAGGCCGGCAUGUUUGUGCAGAAUGGGGCUAACUCGGGAGUGGGCCGGGCAGCCAUCCAGAUUGCCAAGGCUCGCGGCAUUGCCUCGAUCAACGUGGUGCGUAAGCGGGCAAGUCCCGAGGCGGACGCGGCGCUGGCGGACGAGCUGUACGCGCUUGGCGCGUCGCUGGUGGUGACCGAUGAGGAGGCUGCGGACGCGCGGGGCAUGGCGUCCAAGCUUCGGAAGGUGGCCGGCAACGAGGCGGAGGCCAAGCCCCAGCUCGGGCUCAACUGCGUCGGCGGGCGGUCAUCAGUGAGCCUGGCCAAGAUGCUCGCACAUCGCGGGGUGCUCGUCACCUACGGCGGCAUGUCCAAGCGACCGGUAACGCUCCCGACAGGCCUUCUCAUCUUUAACGACAUCGAGGCGCGUGGUUUCUGGAUGACUCGCUGGAUCGAGAGCGCGAGCUCCGAGGCCAAGCACGCCAUGUACGCCCAGCUUGUGGCGUGGAUGGCGAGUCGCGAGCUCACGGUCGAGGCGCAGGCGUAUCCGUUUGACACCGAUGGCCUCGCAGCUGCGCUGGCUGCGCUCGACGGACCGUACACUCCGGCCAAACCGCUGUUUGUCAUGCCCGCGGCACUGUGA